Messenger RNA from Mycena citricolor, 1471 nucleotides. The record is from the annotation of a GenBank genome assembly. NCBI's taxonomy places the organism in Eukaryota, Fungi, Basidiomycota, Agaricomycetes, Agaricales, Mycenaceae.
GUCACAGUGACGCACUCCUACCAAACCACCAUGUUCCCCCUCACAUCAUCUUCCUGGGCAGACCCACCCGUGUUCUCAUCCGGCAGUGCUGACGACAAUGCUCGCAAUUCAGUCCUGAAUUCCCUGAUCGCAAGUGGGCAUGCCACCCCGCAGGGCAUUGCAGAGGUCCAAGACUUCUUACGGCUUUGUCCUCCCAGUCGCCUGUCGGAGAUCCAGGACUUGUUCGAUGGCAUGAAGCACGAUUUGGAUUCUGAUAUUCCCCACAUUGUCCACCGUGACCCUCCCCGUGGCGUCGAACUUUACUACUACGACAUUCCCGAUACCGAAAUCCGCAUCCUUUACCACAAAAUGCUCCUUCCCCACACCACCACUUAUGCAAACAUCGCCUUCCAGUGGCAGUUCUACAUCCGUUCGAGCACGUCUCAGGACCUGGACCACAUACCUGUCGUCGAGCUGGAAGGUUCCUUUGAUGGCGAGUGGGACGAAAUCGUGUUGUUUCUUGCGCCUCCCUCUGGUGUACUUCGUAUCAACAAGCAGCACGUAGUCCGCAUGCCGAACAAUCCCACGCUGCCCUCCAUCCCUCUCAGACGUCUGUACUCGUAGAAUUCGGGCAGUAAAAAAUCAUUUGUUUCCACUGCUGUUACUUCAUCCAGUUGUGAAAUCGCCGAAAGAAUCACUCAAUGCGCGGCGCCGAUAGCUGGGCUCUGGGGGUCAUCUUCAUCGCAUUGCCGACAAGCAGUUGGCUGUGGAGAGUCCCAGUCAACAGCGACCGUCGAUUUGUCACAUACCGAUCGGACCCCGCCAAUCUUCUUCGCCGGAUGCUGAACCCGACUCCUACAUUCAGUUGCCUGCUCAACCGCAUCUUCCAUCCCGACCAGAGACGCAGACCGGGCCUCGAGCAGCUGCGCACGGAUGUCCUGGCGAUGGAUCGGUUCCUCGUUGGGUCGUCAUCUAGACAACGCGUGUCCAAACCGCACUCCCGUUCUCCACAUUCUUCACCGAGGAUUGGCGCAAUCGUAUACAAGCCGAACCCCUUGCACGCCGUGGCUGCUGCUGCUGCUGCUGCAGUCCCCCCACCAGUGGUCAGCGAGCAGCCUUCCCGCUGGGAAAGUCCAAUCAUGCGUCCGACUCGACAUCCGAGACAUCAGUCAGCUCCCGUCGCUCUACAGAGUCGCUGCUUGCGUAGACGAGAAGGCUGAAGAAGCCGGUUCUCCUGUCGGGUUUCAGCAAGUCUGGGGACUCUUGCUCGCUCAGCAUCAUGUUGUGUCUCAUUUGAGUGUCUUGGCACAAUGCAUGAGUCGAAUACCAUUGUCCUAUGCUAAAUUCUGCAGGCGACGAUCACGGCGUCAGGACACAUACUGUAUCAGGCGAAGGCGUCAAACGUGCUGCUAGUGGUCAAGAACUGCGGUAGGAUGUGUCCGUCGUGCAGAUCGAGUUCGUUCGGUAGACCUCGCGAUGAUGCCAUGAAGCC